Molecule: messenger RNA, 1030 nt
Organism: Gracilinanus agilis (Agile Gracile Mouse Opossum)
Lineage: Eukaryota; Metazoa; Chordata; Mammalia; Didelphimorphia; Didelphidae
Gene: EDA2R
Product: ectodysplasin A2 receptor
Exons: 5
Coding region: 1-921 (306 amino acids)
Biological process (GO): positive regulation of JNK cascade; tumor necrosis factor-mediated signaling pathway; positive regulation of canonical NF-kappaB signal transduction
Cellular component (GO): plasma membrane
Molecular function (GO): tumor necrosis factor receptor activity
Source: RefSeq, a predicted model, not a curated record
AUGGAGUCUUUCUUUUCCUAUUUCCUCCCCUCUAGGUUCUACUGUAAGACCCGAAUUGGUGGCCUUCAGGACCAGGAAUGCAUCUCUUGCACAAAGCAAACCCCAGUGUCAGAGGUCCAAUGUGCCUUCAGACUGAGCUCCGUGAAGCUAGAGGUGCCCACGGCACCCCCUCAGGAAGCCACACUCAUGGUGCUAACAAGCAGUGUGCUCAUUGUUUUUGUCCUGGCCCUCAUAUCCUUCGCUGUCUUCUACUGUAAGCGUUUCCUCAAGCGUCAAUUCCGGCAUGGCUUCAUUGGGUCUCCGGACUUUCGGGGGCAGAGAGAACUAUCUCAGACUUCUGAUUAUGCAGGUCCAUGCGCUAGCAGAGAGCUGGGCAUGAAGAAUUUGGGUCCUGUCAUUGAGCAAAAUGGAGCCUUUGACUCAAUAUCGGGUGGCUUCCUAUUUCUAGCCUGCGAGGAUUCGGUGCAAUUCGUGGCUGAUGGCCCCGCAUCCAGAACCGAGGGAAACGAGCAACUUCACCAUUUCCAUCUUAGUCGUGACCCUUAUCCUGGGCAAUUGGUCUGCAAUGCUGCUGCCGCUGCCGCUGACACUCGGGCACUCAUCCACGCUUGCCCGCCUUCUGAGGCCCAAACCGAAUCAUUGGGAAACCCCCCGACACUCCCUUCCUGCGCCUCCGAAACACAGUCGUGCUGGGCCCAUGCUCCCGUUGAGUGCACGGAGCUAGACCUUCACAAGUUUUCGAGUUGCAGCCCUUAUGCCGGUGCAGAAGGGCACAGGGAAGCUGUCAUCUGGGCCAUGCCAGGGGGUACCGGAGAUAGAAUGGGGUUCACCCCUUCAUUAUACUGCUUAGAGGGAAAGUCUCCUACACCAGAUUCUUCCUUUAAGGUCUCUUCGGCCAAAAAUGGCCACAUGUCCUGGUAAAACUGUCAAAGCCACCACCUACUGGACUUCAAGCCCCAGUAUUGAUGACUUGUUCCGUAUCUGCUCUGUAAGCCUGGGGAGGGUGUGCAAACGUGGCUCCCCAGGCUUC